This is a messenger RNA of Dictyostelium discoideum AX4, 1761 nucleotides long. RefSeq lists its product as hypothetical. Gene Ontology annotation, molecular function: cytoskeletal motor activity. The transcript has a single exon. Bases 1 to 1761 code for a protein of 586 amino acids. Gene Ontology annotation, cellular component: myosin complex. The record is from RefSeq and is a predicted model, not a curated record. NCBI's taxonomy places the organism in Eukaryota, Evosea, Eumycetozoa, Dictyosteliales, Dictyosteliaceae.
AUGAAUCACUCCAUUACUGAAUCAACCUCCACAAAAAGUAACAACAAUAUUGUAAAUAGUGGUGAAAAUAAUAAUAAUAAUAAUAAUAAUAAUAAUAAUAAUAAUAAUAAUAAUAAUAAUAAUAAUAAUAAUAAUAAUAAUAAUAUUUCAACAACUCAAUCAACAAUAAUAAAUAAUAAUAUAACAAUGUCAUCAAAUAAUAGCUAUAAUAAUCCAAAUACAAUUAAUGGUGGAUCAUUAUCACCACCAUCAACAAUUCAUAGUUUUAGUUUAUUAAAUGAUAUAUACUUUCAAAAUACAAAUGAUGUUAAUGAAUUAAUUAAUAAAAGUCAACAUGGAUUUAGUAUAAGUGCAGGUAGUAUUGCAAAUAUUAAUAGUGGUACAAGUAGUCAUAUUCAUAGUAUAAAUGGUAGUAAUAAAUCUUAUGGUGGUGGUGGUAAUGGUGGUAUAAGUAAUAACAAUAAUAACAAUAAUGGUGGUCAAAUGAUGGCAAAUGGUAGUAUGGGUAAUUUAUUAUUUAUGGAUGAAUGUGGAUCACCAAAUUAUGAUGUUGAUUUAAUAGUUCAAACUACAAAACAAGAGGAUUCAAGAUUUAUGGGUAAAAAAAAGAGAAGAAAUAGUAGUGUUAGUAAGGUGUUUUUAGGGGAUUUCCUUAGACUAUCAUCAAAUGUUUCCAUAUUGAAAAUGAUUUCAAAAUAUGGCGAUAAUACAAUCCAUUUCUCUGAUGUAUUAAUUAAAAUUAAUAAAAGAAAUAAAACUCAAGAAAGAAUAAUCAUUGUAACUGAUAAAUCAAUUUACAAUGUCGAUCCAAAUGAUUAUAAAUUAAAACGUAGAAUUUCAUUAGAGAAUGUAACUUCAUUAUCAAUGAGUACAAUGGAAGAUAAUUUCAUAGUAAUUCAUGUAAACUCUGAAUAUGACUAUGUUUUAGUUGGUGGUAGAAAAAUUGAAAUUGCAACAGUACUCUUAGAAGCCUAUCAUCGUUUAACUUUUUAUCAAAUUACACCAUAUAAUUUACAAUUACCAUUAAAUGAAAAUACUUUAAAAAAUUCAAAUAAUUCAAUUACAAAUAAUAUUUCAAUACCAAAUAAUAAUAAUAAUAAUAAUAAUAAUUUAGAAAAUAAUAAUAAUAAUAAUAAUAAUAAUAAUAAUAAUAAUAAUAAUAAUAAUAAUAAUAAUAAUAAUAAUAAUAAUAAUAAUAAUAAUAAUAAUAAUAAUAAUAAUAAUAAUAAUAAUAAUAAUAAUAAUAAUAAUAAUAGUAUAAGUUCAAGUCCACCAAUGAAUGGAACAUCACCAUCAUCAUUAGUGGUACCACCAGCGACUUCACCUUCAUCAAAAUCUUCACCACCUUUAAAUGGUUUAUUAAAAUCAGUUGGUAUUGGAGGUAGUAAUAAUAAUAAUAGUAAUAAUAAUAAUAGUAAUAAUAAUAAUAAUAAUAAUAGUAAUAGUUUUGGAAAUAAAGUUGAAAAUAGUAUAAGUGAUAAACCAAAUAAUAAUACUAAUAAUAAUAGUAAUAAUAAUAAUAAUAUUGGUAUUUUAACAAAUAAUAGUAAUGUUAGUGUAAUACAUAGGAUAACAGGGUCAGUUUUACCAAUUAAUUUUACAGAUAGAAUUGAAUAUAGAAUUGAAGGUGAUUCAGUACGUGAAAUUGUAUUUACACGUGCUAAAGGUACUGUAAAUGUUCAAAUGCAAAAUGUAAAAUCAAAACCAUUAUUAAAAAGAGAAUUAUCAAGAUCUUCAAAUUUACCAGUUUCAAUGAAAUAA